Coccomyxa subellipsoidea C-169 is the source of this 339-nucleotide messenger RNA. RefSeq lists its product as hypothetical. Gene Ontology annotation, molecular function: peptidyl-tRNA hydrolase activity. NCBI's taxonomy places the organism in Eukaryota, Viridiplantae, Chlorophyta, Trebouxiophyceae, Coccomyxaceae. The record is from RefSeq and is a predicted model, not a curated record. The transcript has 3 exons. The annotation marks the transcript as partial. Gene Ontology annotation, cellular component: mitochondrion; cytosol.
GUCCUCGUGGUCGAUGCAAGCCUGACGAUGUCGAUCGGGAAGACAGCCGCUCAGUGUGCACAUGCUGCUGUUGGGCUUGUGAAGAACAUGCAUGCGAAUUGCGUGCCAUGGCUCCAGGCCUGGGAGGACGAAGGGGAGAAGACAGUGGUGCUCAAAGCUAGUUCCAGCACAGAACUGGAUGAGUUGGAAGCAAAGGCACAGUCACUGCUUUUACCGACAUUCCUGGUGGAAGAUGCUGGCCGAACUGAGAUAGCGGCCGGAUCCAAGACUGUCCUUGGCAUCGCUGGCAUAUCUGAAGUGGUGGAUCAAGUCACAGGUCACCUUCGCACUCUGCGAUGA